AUGUAUUUGGCCAGGGAAGAAUUCAUAGAACACCGGCCAUAUGUGCCCGAUAAUUGCAGUAUAUACUCACUCUCAAUGGGCCAUGUAGUAAUAGAUUGGUACAAUGGGACCACUUCGCAGAACUUGUCGCUCGGGUUUCUCCCAGCUUAUUACAUAACAAACUGCAGUGUGGAUAGCUUGCUUCAGUUCAUGAAUCUGCUGAAUUUCACAUCGAUUCUUAAUGACUACGCUCCCUUGGCAUCGUUGAACGACAGCGGGAGUUCAUUCAUCGCAAUACUAUUCACCGCUAGCGGUACUUGUGUUUCCAGUUGGAUGCUUUGUCUAUUGUUGUAUCUUUCACCCAAAUACAAGCGGAAACCGAUUCUGAGCCAAGUAGCGACCCUAUUUUAUAGCAUAGUAUGCACGAUAUUCCUAUCCAAGGUAACAGCGGCUGCUUCCAAUCAGUACUAUAGUGACUUCUUGGACGUCCUAGAUUUGCAUGACAAAGUGUACCGUCACGCUGCGUAUCGAGCGACGAUAAUUAUCUCACAGAUAUUGACUCUUAUUGCCUUCUUUCAGAUCAAUUACCACAUGACCAAGGGAAGGUAUAGAUGGGUGUCAUUGGGUAGUGGUGGGCUCCUCAUGGUUGUUUACAUCAUCUGCUUUAUUGUGUUUCAGACUAAGCACAACGAUAACUUUAGGAGUUAUGUAACUCACGAUAAUAAUAGAUGGGACUUGACCUGUGUAAUAUUCAAAAUAUUGACGAUGUGCUGGGUGGCAGGAACGUUAAUUUACUAUACUGUCAUUGUUAAAAAUCCGGUGAAAAUAUCGUAUUCCAGAAGAGUGCUAGGGUUAAGUGUUUUAACGUGGAUUUUAUUUUUGUUGCACAUAAUUCUAGAACUACUAAUAAUCACCCUUUUCGACAACAAUUCGCUAGUUAAAUUUUGGAUGACGUUUCUCCCCUUAAUUAUUGAAAUAUUCUUAUUAACAAUUAUUUGGGAGUGGAUCUACAACAUUGCCAUGUUGGACAAGAGAGAGGAGAUGUCUGGAGUCUUGGGUAGAAGAAUGUCCAUGGACGAUGUCACCAGUAUCAAUCUGAAUAUUAAAUCGAGUAGAAAUUUGGAUUCCAUUAGAGGGAAGUAUAAAUUACACCUUGGAAGAAAAACAAAGGCCAUACUGGAUGAUUCUCCGAAGAGUCCAAGUUUAUUAAGUAAAUUAAAGAGAAGAUUUGAAAAUGGGAAAAUAGUAGGAAAUAGUGUCAGAUCAGCUCCAGUAACUGAAUUAAUCAAUCCCACCACUUCUGCUUCUAAUACAGCUACUGUUGAGUCCAAUUCCACUUCUACCAUUAAAACAGCCAACAAUAUUACUUCUGCAAAUACCAAUGGCUCGAAUGGCUCUACCAGAACUGGGGUGCCAGAGCUGAUAUCAUCACAGAAUAAUCUCACCACAGAAGAUCCAUCAUACCCCCACUUUAGUUCUGAAGGAGCUUCAGCUUUAGCUUCCCAAAGGACUAGCUACGAUAUUGGAGUUCCAGAAGACCACUUCUCGCUCGGAAACUCACUCAAUAGAUCAACCUAUAGUCAUGAAGAAGUUCAUUAUAACUAUGAAUUUUCUGACUCUGAAUAA
This is a messenger RNA of Dujonia railenensis, 1605 nucleotides long. NCBI's taxonomy places the organism in Eukaryota, Fungi, Ascomycota, Pichiomycetes, Serinales, Debaryomycetaceae. The record is from the annotation of a GenBank genome assembly.